AUGGAGUCGUUUACAACUGGUGUAGGAAGCAAAUCAAAGCCAUGCAUGAAGUUUUACAGCACUUCCGGUUGCCAGUUUGGUGAGGCUUGCCAUUUCUUGCACUAUGUUCCUGGAUACAGUGCACAUUCCCAGUUAGCAAACAUGGGCAAGAAUCCUAAUGUGCCAGGUGGGAAAAGUGUGCCCUUCAGUGAUGGUGGUCCCUCACCACCAGUCAAGAGCAAGCUCUGCACUAAGUUUGACACUCCGGAAGGAUGCCGGUUUGGUGAUAAAUGCCACUUUGCCCAUGGGAAUGCGGAGCUUGUCAGAUCUAUGGCCCCUGUGUACGGGGAGCCACGAUCAAUGGGACCAAUGAGUAGAUUGGCUGGACGUGUUGAACCAUCCCCGAAAAGCAUGGCGGAUGCUACAGGAUUUGGUACGUCGGCAACAGCAAAGAUCAGCAUUGAUGCCUCUCUUGCUGGUGCUGUGAUAGGGAAGAAUGGGGUGAACUCAAAGCACAUUUGUCGAGUUACAGGUGUGAAGCUUUCUAUGAAGGAGCAUGAAUCUGAUCCCAAUCAGAGGAAUAUUGAACUUGAAGGUAGCUUUGAUCGAAUUAAACAGGCUAGUGACAUGGUAAGAGAGAUUAUUGCAAACAUUAAGGGCGGAUUUGGGCGUGGGAGUGACUCAUCUGCUUCCUUUGGUCGUGCUGUUCCUUCUAGGCAGUUCAAAACCAAAAUGUGUGAAAGAUUUCCGACCGGUUCUUGCACAUUUGGGGAUAGGUGCCAUUUUGCUCAUAGUGCUGCCGAGCUACAAAAGCUUUAA
Messenger RNA from Oldenlandia corymbosa var. corymbosa, 798 nucleotides. NCBI's taxonomy places the organism in Eukaryota, Viridiplantae, Streptophyta, Magnoliopsida, Gentianales, Rubiaceae. The record is from the annotation of a GenBank genome assembly.